Messenger RNA from Tarenaya hassleriana, 1059 nucleotides. Its product is annotated as vesicle-associated membrane protein 711. The transcript has 4 exons. Gene Ontology annotation, biological process: vesicle-mediated transport. The coding region runs from base 205 to 867 and encodes 220 amino acids. Lineage: Eukaryota; Viridiplantae; Streptophyta; Magnoliopsida; Brassicales; Cleomaceae. The record is from RefSeq and is a predicted model, not a curated record. Gene Ontology annotation, cellular component: membrane.
CUUUACCAGGUAGGAUUCAAAUUGGAGAGAGAGAGAGAGUCAAUUAUUUGCAUAAAUAUGAAAACCAAUGGUCUUCACGAUUGAUCGGCUCGUUUUCCGGCGAGAAAAUCUUCGUCGUUGACAUCUCUCUCUCUCUCUUUCUAGCCGGCGCGUGCGUUCUUCGUAUCGCCGUGUGGUGUGUUGAAUCGGCGAGGACAGGCGGAGAUGGCGAUUCUGUACGCGCUCGUGGCGCGUGGGACGGUUGUGCUUGCGGAGUUCAGCUCGACGUCGACGAACGCCAGCUCGAUCGCGAAGCAGAUCCUCGAGAAGAUACCCGGCAACAACGACAGCCACGUCUCCUACUCUCAGGAUCGCUACGUCUUCCACGUGAAGCGCACCGAUGGCCUCACCGUCCUCUGUAUGGCCGACGAAGCAGCCGGAAGGAGAAUUCCAUUUGCGUUUCUGGAGGAUAUUCACCAGAGAUUUGUGAGGACUUAUGGCAGAGCGGUUUUUUCAGCUCAAGCAUACGCCAUGAAUGAUGAAUUCUCGAGGGUUCUGGGUCAGCAGAUCGAGUAUUAUUCUAAUGAUCCAAAUGCCGACAGGAUCACUCGGAUUAAGGGUGAAAUGAGUCAGGUGCGGAAUAUAAUGAUAGAGAACAUUGACAAAGUUCUUGAUAGAGGGGAACGGCUGGAGUUGCUGGUCGACAAAACCGCCCACAUGCAGGGAAAUACCUUCCGCUUCAGAAAACAAGCACGCCGCUUCAGAAACACCGUGUGGUGGAGAAAUUGCAAGCUCACGUUCCUAUUGAUACUACUGCUGUUGGUGGUCAUAUACAUCGUUGUGGCCUUUGUCUGCCAUGGACCGACUCUGCCAUCCUGCAUCAAGUAACAACAAAUAAUAACCUUUAUUUCGACAUUAUGCUGCGCUUUUCCUUGUUCCUCAACUCGCCAUUCCGUGUGAUGUUAUUCUUAUUUAUAUUUUAUAUAGUCGCAUGUGAAAGUUGAUUGAUUUUGCAAGCGUUGCCAUUUGUGACUGAGAUUUCUAGAACGGUUUGCUUUUAUUAUACACGUUUCAUGCCAA